Messenger RNA from Racocetra persica, 474 nucleotides. Lineage: Eukaryota; Fungi; Glomeromycota; Glomeromycetes; Diversisporales; Gigasporaceae. The record is from the annotation of a GenBank genome assembly.
GGGCCGAUUGAAGUUACACGUCUUGACAUUGGUGAAGAAUACCCUAUUUUUAGCAAUGCACGAAUACGACCGACUGAGACAAUGAGCAGAAUGAGAGUAGAACUUGAUUGUGAUUUCAGCGACCAAAUUACCCUUGGUGUAAACACUCAGAUACUUAUAAAUUGGCCAAAACCACGAAUAGCGGUAUUACCCAUUUCAUUAGUUCUUUCUAUCGUCAAGUUUGCUGCAACGAUCACUUUGGAAAUAAUGGUGAAUUCAGAAUCUUCCUUUAUCGUUGUCUCGUCGCUUCCGGAUUUCGUACUGGAAUUUAGCGUCCAGUCAUUAAUAGGUUCACGAUCAAAACUUGAAGACGUGCCCAAAAUCACACAUAUGAUUACGUCCAAAUUGCGAAAUGCAUUUUGUGAAAAAUUCGUGUAUCCAAACUCUACAAAAUUCCAAAUUCCAAAUUUGUGGGCACUACAUAAAAACCAGUGA